AACCAUGUUUGACAGUUUGGUUAUAAUUGUAAAUAUUAUUGUGAUAUAUUAGUUUAUACAAUUUUCAAUAAAAAAUACAUAUAUUUAUGUAAAAGAAGACUGUAAAAAGUAUAUUUUUUUAACAUUAAAUAACUAAAAUAUUGUAAACAAAAAUACAAUGGCACGAAUACAAACUUCUGGUUAUGAUGGUUUACCAAAAAAUUUUAUUUCUGCAAUGAAAACUUUAUUUGAUAUUAUGGAUGAUCAAAAUACGGGAUUUAUCAAAUUUUCCGAUAUCGAAGAACGUUGGCAGGAUGAUGGUGCUCAGGGCCUUCCCAAAGGUGUGUUAGAAAGUUUGAAAAAAGUUGCACCAUCAAAUGGAAUGUUAUCAUUUGAGAGAUUUUGUGCAGGUUUAAAAAUAUGUCUUUUACAUCUAAAAGUUGAAAAUGAUGCCAAAAAGCACGAUUCUCAACCUAAUAGGCCACCAUCUGCACCAACACUUGUUGAGACAGACACAAAAUCAACAUGGUCUUCACCAAAUACGGCAACAAUUAGACCUAACAAUGUUAUAUCACAACAACGAACACUCAGUAUGCCUCAAUUAUUACCCGGACAAAAAGAAAGAAAUUCACAAUUUGAAAAUUUAGAUUCACGAAUUUCCCAUGAUCAUCAACAAAAAACAUCAACAAAACCUUAUGGUUUAUCAAAAACAUCACGUCCAAAUCCUAUUCUCGAUGGAAGAACUUUAAAUACUGAUAGAAAUUUUGAUAAAUCGGAAAUUCGUACAGCUCUACAAAAUUGGCAAAUGAAUUUAUUAAUGAGUGAUGAUAAAUUAGAUAAACGUCCAUUGAAUGAUAGAUAUCAUACAGAAUCAAGAUCUUUAUUAAGGCAUGUUUCAAAUUUGGGUGAUGAGAAAAUAGUUGAAUUGCAAAAUAAUGAUAUUGAUAUUAAUGCAAAAAAAGCAUUAAACAGACGUAGAGAACCAAGACGACAUACAUUGCAAAAUGGAAUUGAUUAUAAUAUGAUGAAAAGAAUGAAACAAAUUGAACAAGAAAAAGAUGUUUUACUACAAGGUCUCGCUGCUGUUGAAAAAACAAGAGAAUGGUAUUUAAAACAAAUAUCAGUAACACAGGAAAAAAUUAAACAUCUCGGUCAAAUGGGCUCUCAUGUGGAACAAUGGACGGAAGCUCAACAAGAGCGUUUAGAAUUACAAAGAGCAAGAGUUCUUGAAGUUAAUCGACAUUUAGCAGCAUUGAUAAGUAGUUGGGAACGUGGCGGUCUAUCGUUUCAUAUUUUUUUGAGUAGCAAUGCUCAAAUGAAUCAAAAUAUUGUCUCUAGAUUAAAGCAACAAAAUCAAAAAUUAACUGAGGAAGUAAGUAAAAAAUCUCAACGAAUUGCAAUUUUAGAACAAGAGAAAGAUAGUCUUUUGAGAGAAAUUAGACAAUCAGGAAUUGUUCAAUCUCGAAGAUCAACAAUAAUACAUGAACAACAUAAUCAAACAUUCAUAAUAUGACUACAUUGCAGAAUUCAUUUUGCAGCAAUAAUUGAUGCAGAAAUAAUCUUAGAAAUUCUUAACCAAAAAAAAGUGGGAAAAAUUUGAAAAUUUUAUUCGCAUUUGGAUAAGUAUUAAAAAAAUAAUGUAAAUAAAGUUUAUUAUUGACUUUAUUGUAAGAAAAAUAUUAUAAGCAUAUUUUAUAAUCAUGUUAUUAGAUUAUAUUGCUAACACAAAGGUUUCUAAUUUACACCUUUCUUUAAAACAAAAGGGUAGGAAAAAUGAUACAAAUAUUUUCAUUUUUUAUAAUUAAUUUGCUUAUAAUUCCGUCCAUUUGAUUUUUUACUUUUUUGAAAAUAUAUAUACAAAAUAUUAUGUUA
Messenger RNA from Leptopilina boulardi, 1851 nucleotides. RefSeq names its product suppressor APC domain-containing protein 2. NCBI's taxonomy places the organism in Eukaryota, Metazoa, Arthropoda, Insecta, Hymenoptera, Figitidae. Bases 158 to 1492 code for a protein of 444 amino acids. The transcript has 6 exons. The record is from RefSeq and is a predicted model, not a curated record.